This is a messenger RNA of Porites evermanni, 1772 nucleotides long. Lineage: Eukaryota; Metazoa; Cnidaria; Anthozoa; Scleractinia; Poritidae. The record is from the annotation of a GenBank genome assembly.
AUGUCGAGCUAUCUGCUAUUAGCCUUGCAGUAUGUUUUACAAGGGACAUUAUAUGGACUUCAAGUCAGAUAUCUUCCUAUUAUCCUACGCAAGACCGGGUCAUCUCUUUUCCUUGUGGGCUCACUGAAUUUGUUGAUAUUUCCUUGGCUAGUCAAAUCUCUUUGGGCACCUAUCAUUGAUGCUUACGGCGAUAAAAACACAUGGCUGUCUUUGAAUUACGCCGGUAUAGCAGUUUCCCUGUCACUGGCUAACACCAACGCUGGAUUGAUAUUUGCCUCGUCUCUGGUCAUGCUUAAUUUUUGUUCCGCGACAAUUGAUCUCACUCUCGGAAAAAUACUUAUAACUGACCAUCAUGGCAACGAACUCUCCAAAGCCAGCUCUGUUCAAAUCAUCGGCUACAAAACCGGAUUUCUGUUCGGUGGAGGUUUAGCCUUGGUGCUGGCAGAUAUCUAUUUCAUAGGUAAGGAAAUUCUCGUCUCACUCUCCGCAAUAUAUUUAAUCCUGUCACUUGCGUUUUGGGUCACGAAAAGAUCUGCUAAACCGGAAGUUGUUCACAAACCGGAAGUGGAAACGAACUUGUUACAAGGCGGUCCGAGGAUGACUGGAUUUGCACGCUCUUCUGAAUUUCAAUGGAUGAUAAUCUGUGCAUGCGUGUACAAAUUCGCCUCACAUUCGUCACAGUCGUUAUUAACCAUGUUCUUGGUGGACGAUGGAGAGACCAUAAGCCGCCUUGGUUUUUUGUCUGGAGUGGCUGGUCAAUUCAUAUCCAUUGCUAUAGCCUCGGUGACCGGGAUGAUCUUGGCUGCUAAAUGGUAAGACCAUAACAAAUUAUCAAUGCGACCUCCAUUUGAUUAUUGUAUGUGUUAUACGUGUAACAAUUCUUUGUCCAAGGCAACUGCCCCAUUAGAUUCUGCCAUCCCUGUCGAUGUUUGACCAUCAUCCUGCCGAGACUGAAAGUGCUUGGGGUGAGUGUAGUGAGCAUACCCUGCUACGGCGGGAGUCUGAGUGAGGGUGAGUCGAAGAGAUAGAAAAGAGGACGGCUGAAACACGAACGUGUCCGACCACUGACCGAAAAUUCAGCGCUUCAUGUUCAACAACGGCUUCAAAACGCUUUGUUGAAAUUUAAACCUAAUAUUAAUUAGGGUGAAACAUUGUCGCUCUAAGCUACAAUAUCACUGUGUACAUUCAAAAUACGAGGUAGUUAUAGUUAGAAUAGCAGGCAAUUUUCUGAAGAAUAAUUCCUUGAUUACUGUUUAGGAUGACUCCCACGCAGAUGGUUUUAUUGUCGUCUUUGCUGACUGUAUGUUCAGUCUGUGUACAGCUCUCUGUGGUUUGCUCCAACAACACCAAAUAUAUCGCCUUGGGUAAGUGUCCAAAUAGCUACUACACUUACGAAUCUAGGGGUUUUUGCAUUCGUCGAGGACGAUGACAAUUGUAUUUAAAAACACACUUAGUUUAAUUGUUGAAAAGACUUCUCUUUACUCCUUACAGUGUACAUUUUACUCAACGUGGUUCACGGAUCCCAGGCUACUCCAGUUUACACUCUUAUGCUACGAUGUUCCCAGAAUGCACCACCGUCUUUCCGUACCACUUGUUACUCGUUUCUUGGCGCGCUAGAGAUUCUGGGUAAGCAAUUGUCUUUGUUUCUUGCGGGAGUAAUAGCAGAGUUCUUUGGUUAUGUCGUUGGCUUAAGCAUAUCACUCACGGUUUCUGUUCUCGUGGUAUUAUUGGUCUGGAAGUGCCCAAGACAUCUACGAAACACGCAGUCUUAG